AUGAAGUUCAAAUCGAUCCUAGGCGUAUAUGCCUGGAGUCAAAGUUUUAUUUCGCUUUCUGAAGCUGCAGCUGUGAACCAGCCACAUGAUUUCACUCCGAAGUCAUUUAUUGCAGCGCAAGAAGUAAAAUGGCCAGAGACCCUUUCUUCGACUCUAAUUCUCAACUCCGAGUCUCCCGUUGCAACCAUUGAUUAUGGGACAGAGGUUGCUGGAUUUCCGUUCUUUGAAAUAAGCAGAAUAGAUGGCCCGGUACAGAUUGAAGUAAAGUAUAGUGAACCGUACCAUGGGCUGCAGCACCCAUGGGGAGAUGGGCCCUACACUUUCUCGACCGGCCUCUCCAACGCGUUUCGAGUUGAAACCUUCAAUAUCACCAAGACUGGAAAGCUACAGUCUCAUUUGAUACAAGGCGGCCAGCGAUGGCAAUCUAUUCGUUUGAUUGCCGGACAGAGUGUUUCAUUCACUCGUGUUGCAUUCGUACCCACUGUUAGCGACAUCGACCCCGAGCAAUAUCCAAGCCAAUUUCACAGUGACAACACAUUAUUCAAUGAAAUCUGGAAGCUCGGGGCAAAAGCAGCUGGCCUCGCAUGUCUCGAGAAGGGAACGCAGGGUCCCGUUUGGACAAUCGAUCCUGCGAAGGGUGCAUUGGUACAGAGUAUGAGGGCUUCGCCAAACUUCGAAACCGGAUCGUUUGAAAACUACACCCUACAAUUUGAGACAAAAAUUGAAAGAGCUGGUUUAUGGUGGACAGUGGCCCAACCUAUGACAUACGGAUCUGGGCUUCAGCUUUUACUCACAGGAGAGCUGCCCAAGGAUACUACAUUUGCAAAUACCAAUACAACUCUCACCCCCGCGAACAGCAUUCUAUUGGCGAAAGGAUACGGCUUUGUCAACCAAACAACCUUGGACACACUUCUACUAGAUACAUUUACCGUGCCAUUUGAUGUGCAUGAAAAAGAAUGGUACAACAUUACCACCGUUCUCUCGGGUGGAGAUCGCAUUUCUGUUCAGAUAAAUGGUAAGAAGGUAUUUGAUGUUUCGCUUGGUGAUUACUAUACAGGGGGUUCAGUUCCACUUAGUGGUGCCAUUGGUUUUGGCGCUUACCAAGACCAAUCCGCCUGGGUUCGCAAUGCCAGACUCUAUGACAGUGCGAAUAGUACUCUCUUGUACAAAGACAGUCUACGUGAUAAGGGAGCAUCUGCUCGAUAUGGAAAUCAAGCGAAUGUGGCGACCGUAUGCCUGGACGGGCCUAAACGUGACCGCAUGAUCUGGCUGGGAGACUUUUACCACACCUCCCGCAUUAUUGGCGCGAGCAGCUCUCGCUUCGAUCGGUCACGCGACACGAUGUCUUUCCUUUUGGAUACCCAGGCCCCUAAUGGGGAGCUGAGCUAUGCGGCUAGUAUGGGAUACGACCCAUCGACCACCAUUGAUGCAUUCACUACCGGAGGAAAAUAUCCUGCCUUGGAGGAUUACCAGAUGCUUGGAUUUUUGGGCUUCUACCACACUACUAAGCAGUCAAACGAUCUUCAAUAUGCCGCUAAAACAUGGCCUAAAUGGCAGAAGCAGCUUGGAUGGCUACUUACGACGGUGAAUUCUACUGAUGGGUUGGUUGAUUUGGAUAGCGCCUUUGUGGGUGCCAACUCAGGUGGUUCGGCUGUGAGCUGCCUUGCGGUUGAAACACUCAACGGUGCUGCCGAGGUCGCUGCAGCACUGGGGCACAGCUCCAAUGAACUCGAAUAUAAGAGAUCGGCGCAAAGGCUGGCUCACUCCAUCAACAAGCACCUCUGGAAUGAUAAUCUGGGCUCAUACUCAACAAGCCGAUCGUCACACCAGGACUUUGGCGUUUCUGAUAUUGCUUGGUGCAUCACUUCUGGAGUCGCGAAUUCAACACAAAAGUCGAAGAUGGUGUCUACAAAGGUACUGGGAAGGCUCAAACUCGGGCCCGGCUACAAAGCAGACACCACUGUUAGUGCUUUGGAUCCAGUCGUGUCAAUCUCGCCCAACACAAAUGGCUUUUUAUUGCCUGCACUUUUCAUGAGUAACGCCACCACCGUGGCUAAGGAUCUUCUGGUCUCGGUAUGGGGACCAAUGCUUCACAAGAUUGGCGAAACAGGCAUUGGGAACGACACCACGUCCACAGGCGCCAGCUGGGAGUAUCUUGCGCUUGAUAAAUCACCUGGUUUAUCACUCUUCACGAGUCUCGGCCAUCCGUGGGGCGGAGCAGCGACUUAUAUUCUAACCGAGUGGGCCACCGGCCUGCGACCAGCGGGUGGCCCUGCAGGAUUUGGAUAUAAUGAGUGGCUCUUGGCGCCAGAAACUGGCGUGGAGAUGGGGUUAAAGAAGUCGAGUGCGAAGGUGGUUACGGGAUCAGGAGACAUCUUGUCGGUUUCAUGGGAGCUUACGGGUACAUCCCUUCGUGUAAAUAUUGAUGCACCUCAGGGUACCACAGGAACUGUCCAGUUUCGUGGAAGUUCGAAAACAUUUGUUGGUGGGAAGAGACAGUCGACUAUACUUCCCUUUUAG
Molecule: messenger RNA, 2520 nt
Organism: Penicillium waksmanii
Lineage: Eukaryota; Fungi; Ascomycota; Eurotiomycetes; Eurotiales; Aspergillaceae
Product: alpha-L-rhamnosidase
Exons: 3
Coding region: 1-2520 (839 amino acids)
Biological process (GO): carbohydrate metabolic process
Source: RefSeq, a predicted model, not a curated record